Lactuca virosa is the source of this 310-nucleotide messenger RNA. The record is from the annotation of a GenBank genome assembly. NCBI's taxonomy places the organism in Eukaryota, Viridiplantae, Streptophyta, Magnoliopsida, Asterales, Asteraceae.
CCCCUUCUUUUAUUUCGUUUACCCGCUUCAUUUGCCCCAAAUAUGUUUUAGGGUUCAUUUUCCCUCCCGUAUGAUUCAAGAGUCCCACCUCCCAUCUCCCACCUUUUCAUCUCCCACCUUUUCAUUCUGUCGUAGAUGGAUCCAAUCCCAACGCCGACCUCCUUCCAUCUCCGAUACGAUUCAGCAUCCACCAUCGUUCCUUCUCACCGCCACCGCUCCACCAAACUCGGCUUGCGCUGUAAACAAUCACUGGUCCACCUCGUUCACCCAUGUCAUUGUUGAGAAUCGAUUUGAUAUCCAGAGCAUAUGA